AUGUCAACAUACAACUGCUGCGUGAAUAAUAAUAAUAAUAAUAAAUCAUUGACUAAACUUACAUCAAAUACUGCUAUGCUAUCUCACAAUGGUCGUUGUUCACUUCUCAGCAGGAAUCACGAAACGCUCAAAGCCAACAACUUUAAAAACAAACAACCAUCCAUCUGCAUCGAUGAUCAAGAUAUACUUUAUGAAUCCGCCAUCGGCAUAAACAAUCAUGCAAGAUGGAAGGAUGGGCCAAUUCAAAGGAAGAAAGAAGAUGGUGUACCAUCUUUGAUCUUUAGAUUAAUAAUUUAUUCCUUGGAUAUUAUUAUUAUUGUUUUUACAUUGUACACAGCAGCAACAACAACAACGUGGAUAGAUCUUAUCUUAGUAAAAGCGACCCAACGUUAA
Molecule: messenger RNA, 393 nt
Organism: Cavenderia fasciculata
Lineage: Eukaryota; Evosea; Eumycetozoa; Acytosteliales; Cavenderiaceae
Exons: 4
Coding region: 1-393 (130 amino acids)
Source: RefSeq, a predicted model, not a curated record